AUGUUGGGACCUUCAGCUCCGGCCAACGCUGCUACAGUUCCAGCUCUGGCUUACGCUGCUUCAGGCCUAGUUUCUGUCGACGUUGCUCCAACUUAUGCCCCUGCUAACAUUGUGCCUACCCCCCAAGGCAAUGCUUAUACUAUUCUUGCUGAUGUAGUGCCUCGUUCUCGUAGUAUUGACUACUUUUCUGCGAGCAUCGAUAAGCUUUUUGGCAACAUUGGAGGUGGCAUCGGCGGCGAGGUCAUUGAGGCUCCUUAG
Molecule: messenger RNA, 258 nt
Organism: Ilex paraguariensis (yerba mate)
Lineage: Eukaryota; Viridiplantae; Streptophyta; Magnoliopsida; Aquifoliales; Aquifoliaceae
Source: the annotation of a GenBank genome assembly